AUGAUGCUCUUGCUUUUUCAUGCAUAUAGCUGUCUCCCAGCAACAGUUCUAGCGUCUUGCGUGGAAAGCGUAUGGUCUGGAAGUGGGACAGGGACUCAGACACAACUAUCGCGCGCUCUCUGGCUCUGGUGCGGCGCUCUCGGCGCGCGAGUGUGGCUGCCCUUAAUGCCGCGCGAGGCGACCCGGCGCACUGACCCCUCACGGCACACCUUCAUGGCUAAGAGGAUCAUGCUGCCCUUUCAUUUGGACAUAUAUCCACUAACAAUUCUCUUCGACGAUGCAAUUCUUCUAGGUGCUGAAAAUGACACAACUUUGUAUGCAUCUGAUUCAAACUCCGUAUUUUCUCUACCAUUUUGUGUCAUAAAUAGAACAAGUCAAGUAUACUUGCACCAAAUACUUCGACAACUGCUCAGACGAAAUUUGGGUUAUCAUGCGUGGGAGAUAGCACGUUCUUGUUCUCAGCUGCCCUACUUCCCACAUUCACUGGAACUGCUCCUCCAUGAAGUGUUGGAAGAAGAAGCCACGAGUAAGGAACCUAUACCAGACGCGCAGUUGCCGAGUGUUAUAGAGUUUGUCCACGAAUUCCCAGUGUACUUGCAAACUGUGGUGCAAUGUGCGCGGAAAACUGAAAUUGCGUUAUGGGCUUACUUAUUCUCCGCUGCCGGCAAACCCAAGGAGUUGUUCCAAGAAUGUCUGCAACGGAAGAUGUUGGACACCGCUGCUUCAUAUCUUAUUAUAUUACAGAACCUCGAAAGCUCGACAGUGAGCAGACAGCUCGCUACGCAGUUGCUAGAUACGGCGCUACAACAAGAGCGGUGGGACCUCGCGAGAGAUCUAGUCAGGUUCUUAAGAGCUAUCGAUCCGAAUGACGUGGACUCGCCCAGGAAUUCGGUAAAUGUCCAAACUAAGUACGGACAAAUAGUGCAGUCACAGACCGUCAGCCCCAACGCAGAAGACUUGUCAGUUAUACUUGGUAGUAUGCAGCUGGCGGGCGGGCGCGGCCGCAGCUUCAGCACGACGGCGGCGCCGCGCGAGCCGUCGCCGUCCGCGCCGCGCCGCACCGCCGCCACCGCCGCCGUCAAGCGCAAGAAGUCCGUGCCCGCCAGGAGCGAUAAGGACUCCUACAACGGCACAGCGGAGGAGUUCUUCAUCGACAUGAUGAUACAGAGACACGCGCGGCUGCUGCUGUCGACGGCGCGGCUGCUGGCGCUGGGCCGCCUGGCCGCCGCGCUCGACCUGCCGCUGGUGGCGUGGCUCACGGGCGAGCGCGAGCGCGCCGCGCGCGUGGACUGCGCCGUGGCCUGCCUGCGCCGCCUGCACGAGGACUUCGACUGGCCCUACCCCGAGCCCGACGACGCCGACUGCAAGCAGAGGAAGCCCAGUGUCACUCCUGCGCCGUACUCGCCGUCGGCGGAGACGGACAGCCUGUGCGGCGACAGCGGCUACGUGUCGCUGCGCGCCGCGCUGCCGCUCGCCGCCGGCGCGCCGCUCUCGCCCGCGCCUCUCAGCUCGGCGGGCGAGGGCAGCGUGGCGGAGGGCGGCGGCGUGGCGUGGGGCGCCGAGGCGGGCGAGGAGCGCCGCUACGCCGCGCUCAUGGAGCGCCUGCACCUGCACCAGGCCGCGCGCGGCGGACACACCGCGCACGUGCAGCUCAGAUACCUACUGCAGCUGAUGACGGAGGCGAGCUGCGUGGAGUGGGCGCUGGUGGUGGCGGUGGCGCUGCGCGACGCGCUGGCCGUGCUGCGCUGCGCCAACGCCGCGCGCGCGCCCGAAGUGGCGCUGCCCGCCGCGCUGCGCCUGCGCAACGCGCUGCGCGACCUGCGCGCCUGGGCCGACGCCGAGUGCAUCGGCUAUAAGCCCUUCAUGAACGCGAUCAGUAACCAAAUCCCGUUCCUCACAUCCAUCAUCAACGCGCGCGAGCGUCGCGUGUCGCUCCCGCAAACGCGGGCCAGGACGCCCAGCACGAGCUCGCUCACAGAACAAAAACAAACCCCCCAAGAGACAAAACUGCCACCGCCGCAGAAAGCACAGGAAGUAUCGAAACAGUCGGUAAGAAAAGAUUCACCAAACUCUAUCCCGGAACCGGAAAUAGCCGAAGUGCUCACCCCCAGGCCACCGUUGCCACCGCGGGAAGAACCAACGUCAAAUUGUGCCAUAAUG
Messenger RNA from Brenthis ino (lesser marbled fritillary), 2160 nucleotides. The record is from the annotation of a GenBank genome assembly. NCBI's taxonomy places the organism in Eukaryota, Metazoa, Arthropoda, Insecta, Lepidoptera, Nymphalidae.